Messenger RNA from Salvelinus namaycush (lake trout), 812 nucleotides. RefSeq lists its product as uncharacterized. The transcript is spliced from 5 exons. Bases 210 to 812 code for a protein of 200 amino acids. NCBI's taxonomy places the organism in Eukaryota, Metazoa, Chordata, Actinopteri, Salmoniformes, Salmonidae. The record is from RefSeq and is a predicted model, not a curated record.
CACAGCGAUUCCCCAAUUGAGGCGCAACAGAGUUCACCAGCGAAUGCAGGAACACCGGAAAUAAUAACUAAACCAACGAACGAGAAAUGGUGGAGGCUACCAGAACGAAGAGAGACAUUUUUUCCGAAUAAACGUGUGACAGUACGUUGACUAACUGUACAAGACCUCUCCCCUUCACUUCACUCUACUGCAGGGUGGGAGAUGCAACAAUGGCCUUGAGAACAGCAGGAAGUGUGUUGGUGGUCUUUCUCUGGUCUGUAGCAGUGGUACUGGGUCAGGAUGGCUGGAGAGUAAAAUACACCACUCAGAGUAUCUGUGCCUUGAAGGGGUCAACAGUGGAGAUGUCCUGCUCUUACACAUAUCCCAGUGGUUAUACAGUCACAACAACCUUCUGGUUCACUAAAAUUGUAAAUCUGAGAGACGACCCAGACUACAAAGGUCGUGUGACGUACCGUAGCGAUACGACGAAUGGCCACACCCUGAAAAUCACAGACUUGAGAGAGAGUGACUCAGCUGAGUACAAGUUCAAAUUUAUAACAGAUCAGACUGGAGGGAAAUAUUCUGGUGAUCCUGGAGUCACCUUGUCUUUUACAGACCUGCAGGUGAAGGUGACCACUACAUGGUGGUCAACGACACUGACCUGUAGCACCACCUGUACUCUGACUGGUAACCCCACCUACAUCUGGUACAGGAACAGUAAGAUUGUACAAGAGAACUCCUCCCCCUCAUACACAGUCGACUUAAAAACUGAAGACAGCUUCUACUGUGCUGUAAAAGGCAUCAAUUCUCCUGCAGUGUGUGAGUGUGACUAA